GGGUGGGCGGAUCCGGCCACUGCGGGGUGGAUGGGAGCUGCGCCAGGAGACGGGCGCGCGUGGAGAGGGCGUGGGAGUUGGCAUUCGGUGGUCCUGGCAGUUAGCUGAGCGCGCCCUCUGAGCCGCUCGGUUGACACCAGGCUCUCUAGUAGGCCUGGCCUACCCAGAAACAGCAGGAGAAAGAAACAGGCCAGCUGUGAGAAGUCAAGGACACCGAGUCAGUCAUGGCACCUAAGGCAGCAAAAGGGGCCAAGACAGAGCCAGCUCCACCUCCAGCCGGGGCCAAACCCCAGGAGGACAAGAAGGACGAUAAGGAGCCAUUGGACAAACCUCAAAAGUUGGUGCAGCCCAAGCACGAAGUGGGCACGAGGAAAGGGUGUCGCCGCUACCGGUGGGAAUUAAAAGACAGCAAUAAGGAGUUCUGGCUCUUGGGGCACGCUGAGGUCAAGAUUCUGAGUUUGGGCUGCCUAAUAGCGGCAAUGAUACUGUUGUCCUCACUCAGCGUGCACCCCAUCCUGACGCUUAUCAUCACCAUGGAGAUAUCCAUCUUCAGUUUCUUCAUCAUACUGUACAGCUUUGCCGUUCAUAGAUACAUACCCUUCAUCCUGUGGCCCAUUUCUGACCUCUUCAACGACCUGUUUGCCUGUGCGUUCCUGGUGGGAGCCGUGGUCUUUGCUGUGAGAAGUCGGCGAUCCAUGCAUCUCCACUACUUACUUGCUGUGAUCCUUGUUGGUGUGGCUGGAGUUUUUGCUUUGAUCGAUAUGUGUCUUCAAAGAAACAACUUCAGAGGCAAGAGGGCCAAAAAGCAUAAGCUGAUUUCUCCUCCAGGCAAAGAAAAAGAACCCCAGCAGGGCAAGGGACCAGAACCCGCCAAGCCACCAGAGCCAGCAAAGGGAAAGAAAUGACUUGGAGGAGGCUCCUACUGUCUGAAACGGCAGUGUAUUUUACAGCAAUACAUUUCCACUCUCUUCCUUGUCUUCUUUCUAGAAUGGUUUUCUUUUCCAUUUUCAUUACCACCUUUGCUUGGAAAAGAAUGGAUUAAUGGAUUCUAAAAGCCUAAA
This is a messenger RNA of Macaca mulatta (Rhesus monkey), 1061 nucleotides long. RefSeq names its product CKLF like MARVEL transmembrane domain containing 2 (gene CMTM2). The record is from RefSeq and is a predicted model, not a curated record. NCBI's taxonomy places the organism in Eukaryota, Metazoa, Chordata, Mammalia, Primates, Cercopithecidae. Gene Ontology annotation, cellular component: membrane.